This is a messenger RNA of Eurypyga helias (sunbittern), 663 nucleotides long. RefSeq names its product tetraspanin 8 (gene TSPAN8). The annotation marks the transcript as partial. Lineage: Eukaryota; Metazoa; Chordata; Aves; Eurypygiformes; Eurypygidae. The transcript is spliced from 7 exons. The record is from RefSeq and is a predicted model, not a curated record. Gene Ontology annotation, cellular component: membrane.
GUGUGUGGUUCUGUUAUUUUGGGAGUCUCUAUAUGGAUACGUGUUAGCAAAGAUGCUCAGGAGGAGCUGGAGAUAGACAGCAGCCUGUUUGUGGGGGUUGAUCUGCUGAUAGCCGUGGGCUCCAUCAUUAUGGUCCUUGGGUUUCUGGGGUGCUGUGGUGCCAUAAAGGAGAGCCGGUGCAUGCUGCUGUUGUUUUUUAUUGGACUGCUUCUGAUCCUGAUCCUUCAGAUCACAGGAGGUGUUUUAGGAGCAGUGUACAGAUCUCAGAUUGAAACUUCUCUUAAUAAGACGCUCCAGGAGAGUGUGAAUUCAUUGCAAAGCUCUUCAGAAGAAUCUAAAGUGUUUCAGGAGAAGUUCCAGAAGUUUCAGAGAAAGGAGCAGUGCUGUGGUUUGCUGAAUGGACCUGCAGACUGGGGAAAAAAUUUUAAUACUCCUCUUGGUAACAGUAAGAUCUGUGAGUGUGAAAGAAAGGACUCACCAAGAGACCUCUGCGUCUUCGUGCAGGGCAGAUAUAUUUAUAAAAAGCCCUGUGGUGAUGUGAUUAUCAAAUACCUUGAAGACCAUCUGCUUAUAAUUAUGGGGAUUGCCUUUGGACUGGCUGUUGUUGAGAUUCUCGGUUUGGGGUUUUCUAUGAGCCUCUACUGCCAGAUCCAGAGAAAAUGA